Messenger RNA from Ambispora leptoticha, 130 nucleotides. The record is from the annotation of a GenBank genome assembly. NCBI's taxonomy places the organism in Eukaryota, Fungi, Glomeromycota, Glomeromycetes, Archaeosporales, Ambisporaceae.
CCGGAAAGUCGAGUAUCCUUCUUCAAAUGAAGUAGUUUUCAUAGAUCCAUUCAUUGAAAUGGGUGCUUCGGGUUGGAUCCUGACGUAUACUCCAAGUAUUGCGAGACGAUUUGAGACGCUGUCUCAACAU